AUGCGAUGUUUCACAAUAAACUUAAAUGGAUGUCAACUAAUUCCGGUUGAGGCAACAAAAUAUGGAUCACGGUCAAGAAUAUUACGAAUUCGAGUAUUUGAGUUUAAAAUUCAUUUUUUAAAUAAAGAAAAACAUUGCCAAUUAUAGUACAAAAUAUUCAAGCUUAAGCUUGGAUGAUACGUUAUGAUCGAGGUUAUGAUGCAUCUCAACUAUACCUAAAUUGAAACGAUUGUAGUCGAUUCCGGAAUAUCCAUAUUUGCCUUCGGAAUAUUAGAGACCAUAAUACUCUUAAUCCGGUCCUGGAUUCAAUGAAGUUUAUUUCAAAGAAUUUUAUUUUGCAUUUUUUUGAAAAUUGGAGAAACAACGCCAUAUGUAGUUUAUUUUCCUACCCGAGAGGAUUUCGGUAUGUAGUAAGGUAAAAGCACCUAAAAUGGACCACGCACCAAAAAUGAGUCACUGAAAAUAAUGCCUUAAAAACAAGAAUUCCCGACAUUGAGGGGAAGUGGUAUAUAAACAAUGAGUAAGCCUAUUCAUUACAGAAGUACCUGAAAAGGGUCGCGUUAUGAUCGUGUUGCUGUAUUUUAAACAAUGAAAGCAUUUAUGUAGUGUCGUUGUACUUCUCAGUGUUCAGUAGUUUUUUUAAACGUUCAUGCUAAGGAGGUAAGUUAAUUCGUCAUUUUUAUUUUACUUUCGUAUUUCUUAUUUUUCACCAGAAUGAGACCUUAUACUAACUUAGAGAGCUUUCUUUAAGUCAUGUUAUAUAAAUCUAUUUAAAAAAAACGAAAUAUCAAUUAAUUUUAGGGGGGUUCAUUUUAGGAACAUUAAAAUGUCCAGGGCGCCUAUAUUGGGCCACGUGGCCCAAUAUAGGAGCAUGCGCCAAAAUCGUGCUUAAGGUUGAAAUAUGCAUGGCAUGAAAUACUAAUUCGAUCCCAUUCCCAUUCCAUACCACGAGCGACCCUCCUUCGGAAAUCAAAGGGAGGAAUAUUAGCUACCAAAACAGGACCAUCCACAGUUUUAUGUGAGGAACACGAAAGAAUAAUCGUGUUUUGGAUUAAAACCAUGGCUAAAGCAGGAUUUCCUGUAUCUAAAGAAACCUUGCUUUACAGCGUAGAAAAGCUGGCAAGUGAGGUUGGAGUGACAUUUGCAGAAGGGAAGACAAGACCAGGAAGAAAAUGGUAUGAGUGUUUUCGAAAACGUCAUCCGCAAAUAAGUGACCGAACUAGUCAAAAUUUGACGUCACGAAGAAGAGAUGUCCAACAAGAAGAUCUUGAUAGGUGGUUUAACGAAGUGGAAUCUUAUGUCAAAGAAAACCAACUUCAAGCAGCAUUCGAAGACCCUGCACGCAUUUUUAAUACGGACGAAACUGCGUUUUUUUUAAAUCCAAAACCUGGAAAAGUAUUGGCCGAAAAGGGAAUUAAGAAUGUUUAUACAGCCGCUGGUGCUGAUGAAAAAGAAAAUUUGACGGUUUUGAUUACUGCAAAUGCUGCAGGUCAGCUUGCACCACCGAUGAUUGUGUAUAGGUACGCAAGAAUUCCCGCCAACAUAGCUCAUUCGGUACCACCUGGAUGGGCAAUGGGAAGGUCAGAAAAUGGCUGGAUGACGCAAGAAACGUUUUACGAAUAUAUGGCGAUUAUAUUCGAACCGUGGUUAACAUUGACCAAUAUAGCCAGACCAGUGGUUUUUUUCAUGGAUGGUCACACGUCACAUAUGUCUCUACCCGUCACCAUUUAAAAGGGCGUUUUUAUGGCCGGUUCAAACAGCUGGCCCAAAAAAGAGAGCGAAGGAAAAAAUUCCCGCUGUGUGUACGUCUCCAAGUAUGCUCACUUACUAUAAGAAGAAAGAGGAAUUAAAGAAAAAAAAAGAAGAAGAAAAAGAAGAAAGAAAAAUGAAACGAGAAGAAAAGAAAAGAACCACAGAAGAAAAAAAAAGGAAUGCAGCAGAAAAAAAGAAAAAACGAUUACACGAUGAAUCAGAAUCAACUGCUAGUGAUUUGGAACCACCACUACAGGAGUCAUCCGAUUCACCAUGGGAAGUAGAAACUGAUGGAAGUGAAGACAUAGAAUCUGCCGUACAAACGAAGGAAGUUAAAACAGGGAACUACGUUUUGGUAGAAUUCAUGGGUGGUAAAAGAAAGUCUACAAAAUACACGUAUUUGUGUAUAGUUCAAGAACAUGGUACUGAAGGGAUUAAAGUACAAGGACUAAAAUCAGUAGAUACAGAAAAGAUGAAGUUUGUUAUAGUUGAGAAUGACAUUUCUUUCAUUUCCAUUAAUCAAGUCCUAGGUGUAGUCAGCCAACCCGAAGUUGCAAUGGUUGAUAGAAGAUUGACGUAUGUUUUCAAAAAAAAAGUUGCCGUCAAUGAAAUGUAAUAUUUUAUAUUUUUUUUGUAUUAUAAUACUUUUUUCAUGACUGUUUUUUGUAAAAUCUACCAUUUAUUAAAAUACUAAUUUAA
Molecule: messenger RNA, 2451 nt
Organism: Photinus pyralis (common eastern firefly)
Lineage: Eukaryota; Metazoa; Arthropoda; Insecta; Coleoptera; Lampyridae
Exons: 2
Coding region: 1060-1731 (223 amino acids)
Cellular component (GO): nucleus
Molecular function (GO): DNA binding
Source: RefSeq, a predicted model, not a curated record